Molecule: messenger RNA, 408 nt
Organism: Nymphaea colorata (pocket water lily)
Lineage: Eukaryota; Viridiplantae; Streptophyta; Magnoliopsida; Nymphaeales; Nymphaeaceae
Exons: 1
Coding region: 1-408 (135 amino acids)
Source: RefSeq, a predicted model, not a curated record
AUGACUGGUGCCAAGCCUAUCUCUACACCUCUACCAGCAAAUUCCUCACUGACAAAGGUUGGAACACCCUUCUCAAAUGCCACACUAUACCACCAGACUGUUGGGGCUCUUCAGUACCUCACCAUUACUAGGCCUGAUCAAUCCUAUGCAGUCAAUAAGGUUUGUCAGUUCAUGUACACUCCUACGACUGACCACUGGAAUGCAGUGAAACAGAUAUUAUGGUAUGCCAAAGCCACCAUUCAUCAUGGCCUUCUCCUCAAACACAACUCAUCAACUCACUUGCAUGACUACUUUGAUGCAGACUGGGCUGGUUGUCCAGAUGACCACAAGUCCACUGGGGCCUAUGCUAUCUUCCUUGGCCGAAAUUUGAUUGCUUGGAGUUCAAAGAAACAACCCACUGUAGCUUGA